CGCAGAAGGGGGCGGGGGAGAAAGGUGCAAAAGUGGCCGGGAGCGCCAGGCAGGCUGUCUGCUGCUGCUGCUUUCCUGUGUGGAAGGCAGCGUGUGGCCACCACAAGCUCAAGGGGCUAACCUGGGAAGUGGGAGUGCACGCGUUCAGAGCAGCUUCUGGGAGGUCUGGAAUAGUUUAGAGAGAGCCUCACGCUCUCGAAUGCUGAGCAGGAGGGAUUUUGGAUGCCGGGGCAGCUGAGAGCUAGAAACCAAGGGCACGGGAGAUCAGUCGUGAGGGCGGUAGGUUUGGGGGUGGCUGGUGGGCGCUACGUUGGAGAGCUUGGUUUGGAGUUUUCUACUGUCUUGCUCCUGUUGGGCAGACCCACGCUCUGCGCCUUUGUACAAGAAACGGUGUCUCCUGGGGCUAGGAAGGCGCCAGGAUGGCCUGGGCUUUGAAGCUGCCCCUGGCCGAUGAAGUGAUUGAAUCCGGGCUGGUGCAGGACUUUGAUGCUAGCCUGUCCGGGAUCGGCCAGGAACUGGGUGCUGGUGCAUAUAGCAUGAGUGAUGUCCUUGCAUUGCCCAUUUUUAAGCAAGAAGAGUCAAAUUUGCCUCCAGAUAAUGAGAAUAAAAUCCUACCUUUUCAAUAUGUGCUUUGUGCUGCCACCUCUCCAGCAGUGAAACUCCAUGAUGAAACCCUGACGUAUCUAAAUCAAGGACAGUCUUAUGAAAUCCGAAUGCUAGACAACAGGAAACUUGGAGAACUUCCAGAAAUUAAUGGAAAAUUGGUGAAGAGUAUAUUCCGUGUAGUGUUCCAUGACAGAAGGCUACAGUAUACUGAACAUCAGCAACUGGAGGGCUGGAGGUGGAACCGACCUGGAGAUAGAAUUCUUGACAUAGAUAUCCCAAUGUCUGUGGGUAUAAUUGAUCCUAGGGCUAAUCCAACCCAACUAAAUACAGUGGAGUUCUUGUGGGACCCUGCAAAGAGGACAUCUGUGUUUAUUCAGGUGCACUGUAUUAGCACGGAGUUCACUAUGAGGAAACACGGUGGAGAAAAGGGGGUACCUUUCAGAGUACAAAUUGAUACCUUCAAGGAGAAUGAGAAUGGGGAGUAUACUGAGCACUUACACUCAGCCAGCUGCCAGAUCAAAGUCUUCAAGCCUAAAGGUGCAGAUAGAAAGCAAAAAACAGAUAGAGAGAAAAUGGAGAAACGAACACCUCAUGAAAAGGAGAAAUACCAACCUUCCUAUGAGACAACGAUACUCACAGAGUGUUCUCCAUGGCCUGAGAUCACGUACGUCAAUAAUUCCCCAUCACCUGGCUUCAACAGUUCCCAUAGCAGUUUUUCUCUUGGGGAAGGAAAUGGCUCACCAAAUCACCAGCCAGAACCACCCCCUCCAGUCACAGAUAACCUUUUGCCAACAACCACACCUCAGGAAGCUCAGCAAUGGUUGCAUCGAAACCGUUUUUCUACAUUCACAAGGCUCUUCACAAACUUCUCAGGGGCAGAUUUAUUGAAACUAACUAGAGAUGAUGUGAUCCAAAUCUGUGGCCCUGCAGAUGGAAUCAGACUUUUUAAUGCAUUGAAAGGCCGGAUGGUGCGUCCAAGGUUAACCAUUUAUGUUUGUCAAGAAUCAUUGCAGUUGAGGGAGCAACAGCAGCAACAACAGCAGCAGCAGCAGAAGCAUGAGGAUGGAGACUCAAAUGGUACUUUCUUCGUGUACCACGCUAUCUAUCUAGAAGAACUGACGGCUGUUGAAUUGACAGAAAAAAUCGCUCAGCUUUUCAGCAUUUCCCCUCGCCAGAUCAGCCAGAUUUACAAGCAGGGGCCAACAGGAAUCCAUGUGCUCAUCAGUGAUGAGAUGAUACAGAACUUUCAGGAAGAAGCCUGUUUUAUUCUGGAUACAAUGAAAGCAGAAACCAAUGAUAGCUAUCAUGUCAUACUGAAGUAGGAGGGGACAUUCCAUGUCCUGUGGCUGCUGCUGCUGCUUUCUCCUGAAAACUGCCCUCUUGAGGAGGGGUGUGAAUGAAGCUUUGAAGGUCUGCAGGAACCCAACCAUCUGCCUGUGUGUGGGGACGUCCAGGCCAUGGAGGUGGAAUCCCAGCCCUCUGUGUUAACCUAAGCUCUUGCAGCACACACAGACUACUGCCUAAAAUGCAGUAUUUCUGCAGCUAUUUCAUGGUUAAAAUUUCUGGACUCUGUUGUUAUUGACUAUCAGUAGAAACUCUGCAUUAUUUAGGGUAUAUGUAAGGUAUAAUGAUGAUGGGACUUGUGUGAUGUUUAAUGAAAAGAUGUUAAAUUUUGUGAUAUGGAGCCAUGUAAUUUUUUUCUAAUAUAAAAAUGAAUAUCUAUAUUCGUAAGAUUAGGUCCUUAAUCUCUUUUGCCUCCAGUAUACUGGGUCUCUGCUUUUUCCCAUGAUUGGUCCCUGAAAACUUCAAAGGAGGAGAAAAUACAUACAGAGAAUUUUCCUUUUGGUUCCCCAGUAAUAGUACAACGAAUAGUAAUUUUAGCUAACAUUUAUCGAGUGAGGCAGUGUGAUAAAUUCUCUGAAUAGAUUAUCUUGUUUAAUCCUCUUAAGAAUCCUAUAUGAAGUAGGUACUAUAGUGAUCCCUAGCCAAAGAUGAGGAAGUGGAGACACAGUGGCUAAGUAGCUUGCUAAGUAAUAGGCAGCUAGCUGGCAGUGAUGCUGAAACCCAGACCCAGGCCAUCUGGCUCUUAUUAAUCAUCAUCUAAUGCCAGCAGUGCACCCUUCAUAGCCUGCACUCACCAUCGUCCCUUACUGUGGGUCUUCUGGUGGACAGGAUAUAACACCGAGUGUGAACUGGGGAAUCAACCUUUGGCAGUGACAAACCACACCUAAAUUAUGAUGAAUGAAUCAAGAUUUAUUAAAAAUGAAAAUAUAAAUUAUUUUAAAGUAUUACCAGUUACCAGAAUCACAGAAUCUAAGGUGGUGAAAUGUUGGUAAUAUUUAUAACUCCCAAAAUUCACUGCUCUUGAAUGAUAUGCUCAAACUAUUUAUUAAUGAGUUAGGCUAAUCCCUCUUUUCUGUUUCCUGCUCUCUGCAUCUUCUUUGGUAUAGGAAGUUCUUUUAUUCAUGUAGUAUUUUAUAUAAGCUUUAUAAGAAAUUCCUAACCCAGUCAUUCUCUUCCCAUAUGUUUGUGUUCUUCCUUAAGAAUAAUCGUGUGUGUGUGUGUGUGUGUGUGUGUGUGUGUGUGUAAGUGAGUAGCAACAUGGGUGUUACUUUUUCUCAUGUAAAGUUUUAUCCAGGUUUCCCUUUAUAGAUUAUGUUGAUGCGAACAAAGAUAAUAUGUAAAGAUUCUGUAUUGGAUUUGGAUUUGUGUGUGUGUUUUUAAAGCAUUUGAUAAAGUUAAAAUGUUUUUAUACAGACCUUUUGUUCAUUAAAAUCGACCUGCAACAUGGUAUAAUUUCUGUUGGAUUGAAACAAAUUGAAAACCUUAAAACCAGAAAAUUAAGUCAAUGACUUAUUUAAAAUCGACCCAGGCAAUUGACAUAUUAAGUUAAAAUGAAUUUUUAGUGAUUACCAGAUGUCCCCAUUUUGAAGAGGCAUCUCUAGUCUUAUUGUUUCUAGGACUGGUUCUUAGCAAUCUCCUUAGGAAGCUACUAUUGGUUUUGAUUUUUGGUUCUUUUUUUUCUAUUCUGUUUGGCUAUUAGAGUGGGAAGGUGGGAUUCGGUGACUUUUAAAGUCUCUUCUAACUCUGUGAAUCUGUAACUUUGCUCACUGCAAAUGGUGCAUAGAGUUCUAUCACUACCUUACACUUAUUACUUUUUAGUUGAAGUCACAGUAGUCUUUUUUUUUAGAAUAGUCUUCAUAUUUAUAGAAAUGAAUUUAUACAACUUUGUAAUUAAAUUCUUAACUUACCAGAAAAUUUCUUAGGUUUUCUUUAGUUUCAGA
This is a messenger RNA of Tupaia belangeri chinensis (Chinese tree shrew), 3890 nucleotides long. It is a transcript of the gene TFCP2, whose product is annotated as transcription factor CP2. Gene Ontology annotation, biological process: positive regulation of transcription by RNA polymerase II. The record is from RefSeq and is a predicted model, not a curated record. Gene Ontology annotation, cellular component: nucleus. The transcript has 15 exons. Lineage: Eukaryota; Metazoa; Chordata; Mammalia; Scandentia; Tupaiidae. Bases 420 to 1928 code for a protein of 502 amino acids. Gene Ontology annotation, molecular function: RNA polymerase II cis-regulatory region sequence-specific DNA binding; DNA-binding transcription activator activity, RNA polymerase II-specific.